AUGGUCCGCAUUUUCUCUGUGCUGGCGCUCGUACUGCUGGCUAUGACUCCAGCAGAGUCUGUCCGUGCCCCACAGCCUGGAAGCCAGCAGUAUCCCCUGGUCAAGGCUAAGGCUGCUGGGAGCGGUUUUCAGGGUCGAUUCGCGACUGGCGGCCCUCAUUCACAGCCUGGUGGGCAGGCUCCGGUCACAACUCCUCCCAGAAUCAGCAACAAAGCGCACUUGGUCAGAGUUGGGAAGAAACACGAUCUGACAAUUGGACUUGAACGGCCAUAUGAAGCCUUGUUCGGCCAUGCUGGCAUCAAUAAGCACAAUUAUCGCAAUUCUGUUUACAGCAGCCUGAGUGAUUUCAACUCGAGUGCCGUAGAUGUCUAG
This is a messenger RNA of Aspergillus terreus NIH2624, 372 nucleotides long. RefSeq lists its product as uncharacterized. The record is from RefSeq and is a predicted model, not a curated record. NCBI's taxonomy places the organism in Eukaryota, Fungi, Ascomycota, Eurotiomycetes, Eurotiales, Aspergillaceae. Bases 1 to 372 code for a protein of 123 amino acids. The transcript has 3 exons.